UUCUGAGAAGGGGUGUCUGGUAAGGAUCUGGUAGCGCUCUGGUAUCUUACUUGUAACGCUGCUCAGGACCCAUCACCCAGGCAAGGCAGGCAGAUAACACCUCCAGGCUCUGUCUCCGAAGCUGUUUCACCAUAUACUCUACAAAAUGUCUGAAAAGCGAGGACCUCCACCAACAUCUGCCUAUGGCAUGACUACGCCAGGUGUCAGCUACCCCCAGAUGAUGCCCCAGGGAGCACCCCCAUCAUAUGCCGAGAGCCUGACACACCCGGUGGUGGCAGGUCCUCCAGGCAUGCCGCCGCAGUAUGCUUCACCCUACAUUUCACCGGCCGCUGCCGCUGCUUCUGCUGCCCACUUGCAGAAUUAUAAGGAUCAGAUAUUUGCACAAACAGGGCAGUGGUAUCUGGCAGAUCCCAUGUUUCUUCAGAAUAUUGCUGCAGCUCAGCAGGCUCAAAAGGUAGCCUUAUCUCAGCAGGCUCAGCAGCAGCACCAAGCAGCUUUAUACAUGCAGCAGCAGCAGCAGGCCCAACAGCAGCCACAACAGAUGUACCUGCAGCAAGUUCCAGGAUACUUCCAGCACCCACAGGCAGCAGCUGUUGCUGCUGCCUCAUCAUCUCCAUUUCAGCCUGGCCAGAAUGUUCUUGUAAUGAAUGGUUUUGACAGUGGAGCUCGCUUUGAUGGCAUCAGUCAACCCAACAUUCCACCUCCCCCCCCUGGUGUUGCUCCCAAUGCAGCCCAGUUGGCAGCUGCUUCCGGAGCCCACGUGUCAUCCACUCAGAAGAAGGGCAGCUUCUUAUCUGGAGGCUCAGGUGGAGGUUAUACCAUCUUCUAAAACUUUGUUACUAUCACUGCUCAGAAGAAAAUAAAUAUUUUAACCCACAAUAAAUUUUGUCAACAGGGAGGCCAAAACUAAAUUCAUCAAUGUGUAUACAAUAUGCUGAAGGGCAGGAAGAUGAACUUUGUUGAAGCUGAGCAAUUAUAUGUUGAGUUACUACAGUUCUAAAAGGUGUCAGAUUUAUGUGAUUAACCAGUCAUGAAUGCUUUAUUAUGCAUAUUUUCAAGCCAAGAAAUCUAAUACAUUACAGAAGCAGGCUGACAUUAAUAUGAUUUGUUUUGUUAAAUAAUUCUACUUUUUCAGUCGUAGCAACCAAAUAAUACUGCAAAUACUUUAUUUUUAUAUUUUCAUUUUCUUCACUCUGAGAUACACUGCAUUGUGUUGGAGGUCACAGUUUAGAGUUUAGUGUUUUAGGUUUCAUCUAUGAGGGAAAAGUGCAUGAAUAUAAAAAUGUGCCUGUCUUGAAUGGAGUCAAUUAAAAUGUCAUUCAUCUAUCUCAGUGAUUUUGUAUUUGUCCUACCUUUCAAAGUAUUGGAAAAUACCAAAGUUCUACUUUAAGUUUGUGAUUUAUAUUGUUUAUUUAUACAAUCAGUUGCUUUAUGCAUUCAGAAACCGAAAAUCAGUACAUACAAAUUACUUGGAGAUUAGUUUGGCUUUCCUAAGAAAAAAGCAACUGAUUUUAAUUUAAUAUAUGAAAAAAAUUGGCCUCCAAUAUCUGCUCUAUUAUAUUGGGUUUUGAUUUAUUGUGUGUGUGUGUGUGUGUGUGUGAGAGAGAGAGAGAGAGAGAGAGAGAGAGAGAGAGAAACUUGAAAAUCUGAGCAAUAGUGAUACUUAGGUGCAUUAACAUUAUUAUUGUAUAAAUGGUACUAAAUAUACUAGUGGCUAUAUACUUGGCCAAAUAUUUACAAUAGGAAGUCUUGCUACUUGAAAAAAAAAAAAAAAAGGUCAGCAUGUCAAAAGAACAUGGAAACCUAAUUUUAAGUAUGUUAAGUAGUUUAAUUGCUACCAAAAAAGUUGACGAAAUGAAAAUGUUCAUUUACAGGGAGGUUUUAUCAACCUGUAAUUGUUCAAUUUGUAUCAAUUUUGGCAGCAUGAGAACGACAUGCUAUUAUUUCAUGAUGUUUAAGGAGUUAAGGAGACAAGUUGUCUUUUAAUGAUUUUAAGUCUGCUGGCCCUUGUAGCAUUUUGAAUACAACACUGAAGGUUUUACCACAUACUCAAAAGUGCACAUUAAUUUUUCUUGAAAUCAAUUUUCUUCGUAUUACUGACGACCUGUGUUUCUUCAUUCCGUAGAUCCGUGCAAAUAUCAGAGUUUCCACGCAGAUACCCAUUAAGACUCCAUCUUAAAUAUAAUCACAUUAUCCGUGUUGUAAUCUGAACUGGAAAGAAUCGUUGUUACCUCCCCUGUACCUUGGAAAGCUCAAGUUCUCCGCACAUACAUAUUCAGUGUUAUGACAAUGAUACAUACCAGCCAAGGAAUUUGUUUGUAUGUAUUUUUGUAUAUAGGUGCAUUAUGUAUGUAAAUAUCAAUGGAAAAGAAAGUUACUUAUCAUUCCAUGUUUUUAAGAAAUUUUCUAGUCCAAUAUAAUGCUGGUCUUUGGGCCUUCAAUAAUGGCAUAUUAGUGCGUCUUUAAAUGCUCCUGUAGUGAGUUUGUGUGUUAUGUAAGAAGAUUGUAUAAAGCAUCACAUAUUAUGCGUGGAUAAUUUAGCUGGAUAGGAUGUUUGUGCUAUUGCUGUAUUGGGUAAAGUUAUGCAUGAUGUAGCUCUUUUUGAGUAUGAGUGAUAAAACAUUUGUAUGGUAAUCAUUUAUAUUCACUUGAAUAGACUUAUAGUCAGAAUAUAUGGGUAUGAAGUUUAUAUAAUAGAGUAUCCCAUGUACUUCUAUACUAAUUCUUUUAAUCAAUAAAGGUUGGCAGAUAUAUAA
This is a messenger RNA of Eriocheir sinensis (Chinese mitten crab), 2756 nucleotides long. RefSeq names its product protein TFG-like. The transcript is spliced from 5 exons. NCBI's taxonomy places the organism in Eukaryota, Metazoa, Arthropoda, Malacostraca, Decapoda, Varunidae. The record is from RefSeq and is a predicted model, not a curated record. The coding region runs from base 146 to 829 and encodes 227 amino acids.